AUGGCUACCAGGGAAACUGAGGAUCAGCAGAAACUCCGAUUUCAGAUUGAGUUGGAAUUUGUGCAGUGUUUGGCAAAUCCCAACUAUUUGAACUUCCUUGCUCAGAGAGGUUACUUCAAGGACCAAGCUUUUGUGAACUACCUCAAGUACCUCCAGUACUGGAAGGAACCUGGAUAUGCAUGUUUCCUGAAGUACCCCAUGUGUCUCCAUUUCCUCACACUUCUUCAGUAUGAGACCUUUCGAAAAGAACUUGUGAGCAGCCAGUGUGCUAAGUUCAUUGAUGACCAGCAGUUGCUUCAUUGGCAGCAUUAUACAAGGAAGCGGAUCAAGCUUCUUGAAGACGUGACUGAAAAGUCUCAGGCCUCCUCUACUAUUGCAAAGAAUUAA
Darwinula stevensoni is the source of this 387-nucleotide messenger RNA. NCBI's taxonomy places the organism in Eukaryota, Metazoa, Arthropoda, Ostracoda, Podocopida, Darwinulidae. The record is from the annotation of a GenBank genome assembly.